CUCUCCUCUUAGUGGACUCCUCUGCUCUGCCAAACCUCUCUCUCUUUCAGCUCCUCCUUUUCUGUGGGACUCCUUAUCUCCAAAAUGGCUGCAUCCAUGCGUACCUCUAGAAGUGUGAGAACCAGCUAUGGGAAUGCUGGGAGCGGUAGCGGGCGUGGGGGCGAGUUUGUCAUGGGUGGUGGUCUUGGUGGUAGCAAACGUGGAUUCUCCUCUAGUUCGGCAAUUAUUUAUAGGUCAGUCCCAGUGGCGUCCUCAAGCGCCUCUAUGAUGAGGUCAAGCAUAGGUGGUGGUGGUGGUGGUGGUGGUGGUGUUGGAGGCUUUGCGUUUGGUGCUGGAAGUGCAGGUUAUGGGUUUGGUAGUGGUGGAAGUUAUGCGUUAGGUGGAAAUUAUGGUGGUGGAGGAUUGGUGGUGCCUCAUAUUGCAAACGUCCAAGUCAACCAGAGCCUGCUAACCCCAGUGGACAUUAAGAUUGAUCCCAGCAUCCAGGUGGUCCGUUCGCAAGAGAAAGAGCAGAUCAAGGGUCUAAACAACCGGUUUGCUACCUUCAUUGAGAAGGUGCGCUAUCUGGAGCAGCAGAACAAAAUGUUGGAGACCAAAUGGAAUAUUCUGCAGGAGCAAACCACUACCCGCUCCAAUAUCGACGCCAUGUUCGAGGCCUACAUUGCCAACCUGCGCAGACAGCUGGACGGACUUGGAAACGAGAAGAUUAAAUUGGAGGGAGAGCUAAAGAGCAUGCAGGGCCUGGUGGAGGACUUCAAGAACAAAUAUGAGGAUGAAAUCAACAAGCGUGCUGGAGUGGAGAAUGAAUUUGUUAUCCUUAAGAAGGAUGUUGAUGCUGCCUACCUGAAUAAGCUUGAGCUUGAGGCAAAGGUUGAUACUCUUCAGGAUGAGAUUAACUUCCUCAGAGCUGUCUAUGAUGCAGAGCUGUGUGAACUCCAGAGCCAGAUCAAAGACACUUCAGUUAUCGUGGAGAUGGACAACAGCCGGAAUUUGGACAUGGAUGCCAUCAUAGCAGAGGUGAAGUCUCAAUAUGAGGACAUUGCCAACCAAAGCCGUCAAACCACAGAAGCGUGGUAUCAGCAGAAGUAUAGGGAUAUGGAGGCCUCUGCUGGUCAAUAUGGAGAUGACCUUCGCAGCACCAAGACUGAAAUCGCAGACCUCAACCGUAUGAUUAGUCGCCUACAGAAUGAGAUUGACGCAGUCAAGGCUCAGCGUGUCAACCUGGAGACGCAGAUCGCCGAGGCCGAGGAACGUGGGGAGCUGGCUGUCAAGGACGCCAAGGCCCGCAUCAAGGACUUGGAGGAUGCCCUACAGAGAGCCAAGCAGGACAUGGCCCGCCAGAUCCGCGAGUAUCAGGAACUCAUGAACGUCAAACUGACUCUUGACAUUGAAAUCGCCACCUACAAGAAACUGCUGGAAGGCGAGGAGGAAAGGCUCGGCAAUACAAGUGCAAACGUCUACAUACAGUCGACUUCAUCCAGCGGCGGAUCUGGUGCUGGUUCAGGAGGUGGAAUAGGAAUGGGAGUAGGUGGAAGCAUGGGUAUGGGAAUGGCAAUGGGAAUAGGAAGUGGAAUAGGAAUGGGCGGGGUCUAUGGCGGUCUGACACGCAUGAGCAGCGGCAGCGGCGGCGGCAGUGGCACCAGCACAAGGAUGACAUCAAGAACCAACAUUAGCACUCAACGUUUAUAACAGUCCUCCCAAGCCCAUUUUGUCUCUUCCUCUCCAUCAUCAGGCCACUACUCGAAAAACCUUCCUUAGCUUCCAUAUAUCAACUAUUUGCUGUUCUCUAUACUUCUAUAAUAGUUUAGUUUGAGGAGCACAGACACACCCAGAGAGUCAGAGGGUCUAUCAAAAUCCAAGCAGAUGCAGAGCCAUUAUCAGAGCACAAGCAAGAAGCAGAGCAGAUACUGUACCCGAGUCAGUCCUCUAUUGUGCUUGUGGUUGUCUUUUAGUUGCGAGACACCCUGUCUUGUAGACAGAGAAUCCUUGCAAUGCAACUAAUCGGAGCACGCUAACAUGUUAGGCUGAGGGGGAGGUCCAGAUGUCUGAUGUUUACAAUCAGAAAAUCUAUUACACGGUCCUCUUCUCUGCAGUUUUACAUCUGUUUGCGUGUAUGAAGCAGCCACACACCAUAAAUGACGUACACACGAUCUGUCUGUUUGAGAGAGAGUCAACUCGAAUGCAGACAAAUUGUGAGUUCAUUUUGCAUCCCUUCCGCUUUACUCUGAAUGGAAAAAAAUAAUAACACUGAGUUGCAAAACCAAGUUCUCCACUAAGCCUGGAAUAAAGCUGAUUGAAUCUGG
Messenger RNA from Syngnathoides biaculeatus (alligator pipefish), 2303 nucleotides. Its product is annotated as intermediate filament protein ON3-like. NCBI's taxonomy places the organism in Eukaryota, Metazoa, Chordata, Actinopteri, Syngnathiformes, Syngnathidae. The transcript is spliced from 9 exons. Gene Ontology annotation, biological process: intermediate filament organization; keratinization. Gene Ontology annotation, molecular function: structural constituent of skin epidermis. Gene Ontology annotation, cellular component: keratin filament. The record is from RefSeq and is a predicted model, not a curated record. Bases 85 to 1689 code for a protein of 534 amino acids.